AUGCCUGUGCUCAAACCAGCGUCAGAAUUCGGCCGUUGCGUGCCUCCAGAUUCUCAAUAUGGCAUCACAACCUACGCACCGGGUUGGGAUUCCGCCAUUGCCUUCCGUGAAGGCGAUCCAAACAUCAUGAAGCGAGUCGUUCACAUAUAUCCAAGAUUUGGGCCUUUCGGCCCCGUCGGCGAGACACCAGAGGGUCAUGGAGCCCUUUACUUCACUUCGCCCCAGUCUCUAGAUGCUGUCCGCGCUCACUCUACCCAUCCUAAUCGCAAGGAGAAGGUCUUGGCGGAAAGUGACCUCGGACAUCGCUGCGUCGACAUUGGAGGUGUGCGCAUCUACCUUGUGACGUUCCCCGCCGCGAAGACGCCUGGUGUCAUUGGAGCCUGGCAGAAUCCCGGUAUCGGUGUUUCCAUCCGUCUCGCAGAGUACUUGCACAAGAACAUUGACUCGUUGACCGAAGUCGACUUACCCGACCGUUCGACGGUGCCUCCCACAGAGUACCUUUCGGAGGGAGAGGCCCACGGCAAGCUCAAGGAGCGCAUUACGGGGCUUCUGCACAGAGCUGCCAUCGAGCCAGAGAAGAUCAAAGUCCAGAGCAAGGAUGUGUUCUUGUACCAGACGGGCAUGGCUGCGAUUUUCAGUACCCACCAUGCGCUACUUCAGUAUCGUCCUGGCAGUGUAGCGAUUCUGGGCAUCGUGUUUCACAGUACUGUUCACUACAUUCAAGAAAACUCGCCCCAUGGCUAUAAGCAUUUCGGUCCCGUUGAUCCCAAGGGCAUAGACAUCUUUGAGGCGUGGUUGGAUGAACAGGCCGCCGUUGGAAAGGAUGUGAGCUACGUUCUCACCGAGUUCCCUAGCAACCCUUUGCUGGCGAGCAUUGAUCUUGCUCGUCUGAAGAAGCUGUCUGAGGAGCAUAACUUCGUUCUCGUCCUCGACGAUACAGUCGGGUCCUUCGCCAACAUUGACGUUAUCGCACAGUCAGACAUCCUCGUCUCAUCACUGACGAAGACAUUCUCCGGGUACGCCAACGUCAUGGGAGGUAGCGUCGUCUUGAACCCUCUCUCGCCACACUACGACGACCUCUCCUCUCACUGGGCCAAAAAUUUCCACAACGAACUCUUUACCGCUGAUGCUGAAGUCCUCCUGUCUAAUUCAGACGACUACAUCGCCCGAACUGCGAUCCUCAACCGCAACGCCGCGGCCAUGGCCGCCCACCUCCAGCGCCUGGCUGAAGACACUUCCUCGCCAGUAUCCAAACUUCUGUACCCAACGUGUCUCCCAGACUAUGAUAUUUACAAAUCUUACCUUAGGCGGCCAACCCCUGAACUCGAGGAGCCAGGCGCGGGCUGCUUGCUCAGCAUCGACUUUGAGUCCGUCGAUACGGCAAAAGCAUUUUACGACCGCCUCGCCUUCUAUCCGGGUCCCCAUUUGGGCGCUCACCGCACGCUCAGCUUCUGCUACAACACUCUUGCAUUCGGCAAGGACGCCGACGAGGCGGCGUACCAUCGUUCGUACGGUAUUUUGGAGGAGACGAUACGGAUAUCGGCAGGGCUGGAGGACGUGCAAGAUCUCCUGGACACACUCGACGACGCGCUCGUGGCCGCUAAUGAAGUCAAGCAGCAGCGGUUGCAGGCGCCUACGACGGUCGAGGCGGUGGCUGGUACUGGUGUUGCUUCAUAG
Colletotrichum chrysophilum is the source of this 1677-nucleotide messenger RNA. RefSeq lists its product as uncharacterized. The transcript has 3 exons. Bases 1 to 1677 code for a protein of 558 amino acids. Gene Ontology annotation, biological process: transsulfuration. NCBI's taxonomy places the organism in Eukaryota, Fungi, Ascomycota, Sordariomycetes, Glomerellales, Glomerellaceae. Gene Ontology annotation, molecular function: cystathionine gamma-synthase activity; pyridoxal phosphate binding. The record is from RefSeq and is a predicted model, not a curated record.